AAAACAAAACAACACAAUUCCCAUUCUUUACAGACACACAGAGAGAGUGAGGGAUUAUCUCCCAGACAUGCGGAGCAUUCCAUUGGGUACCACCGUAACGGUAUCUGUAUCACCAAAGGCAUCGUCCUCGAGAUCCUCUCCCCUCUCUGUCUCCCUCAAGAAGCAGCAGCAGCCUCUCUUCCUUUCCUCUUCUUCCAUUUCUAGGGUUUCUCACGACCCACCUUUCUCCAAAUCAGUUGUUCUAGGAGUAAGCCGAGCCAGUCAAGUGGUUGAACUGUUUCCCACUGUGUCUCCGGAGAUUGUUGUCCGAGAGGCACGGAUAGAGGACUGUUGGGAAGUGGCUGAGACUCACUGUAGCUCAUUCUUCCCAGAAUACUCCUUCCCUUUGGAUUUUGUGCUGAGGGUCGACAGGCUGGUGGCAAUGCUGUCAGGGUUCUCUGUACCGCCUGGUUGCAAGAGAACUUGUUUGGUUGCUGUCAUUGGGAAUUCAGUUGAUGACACCUUCUUAAUUGGAGGUGAAGAUUUCAAAAUUGGAGGCUUUGAUGGAAAAUUCAGUCUUAAUAGAGGAUACGUGGCUGGAAUAUUAACAGUGGAUACUGUUGCUGAUUUUCUUCCUAGAAAAGGGCCACUCAGACAGAGAAGGGCUGGAAUUGCGUACAUAUCAAAUGUUGCAGUUCGGGAGAGGUUCCGACGGAAGGGAAUAGCAAAAAGACUCAUAGCCAAGGCAGAGGCUAAAGCCAGAAGUUGGGGCUGCCGUGCCGUAGCAUUACACUGUGAUUUGAAGAAUCCUGGAGCCACAAAGCUGUACAAAGGACAGGGCUUCAAAUGUAUUAAGGUGCCUGAAGGAGCAAAUUGGCCUCAGCCUAAGACCUCGCCAGACAUCAAAUUCAACUUCAUGAUGAAGCUUCUAAGCAUCCCAACCACUGCGUAGAUUCUUUAGAAACAUUAAAAGAUUAAUUAGAAAAAAAACAAGAAAAUGUAGGAUAUUUGGAUUUAGAUUCUUGUAUAUAAGCAAACUGAUGGGACUAGCUGCCGCCCUUCAGUGAAUACCUCUGUUGCCUGUAUGGUUUAUGGCAUGCCAAUUACUCAUCUAUUUAUUUGAUAGAUGGCAUCUUUGUAAAGUUGUUGCACUUUGGAGUUGUGAAAUCCAUGGCCUUUUGAGCUCCUUUAACUUCCAUAUAAUUACCUUCCUAAUUGAUGAUUAGCAACAUUUCCAGUCUAUCAGCAAUCUGUUCCUGAUCUAAUGUGGCACACAAUAAAUAAAUUGCAAAGGUGUGA
Messenger RNA from Rubroshorea leprosula, 1278 nucleotides. The record is from the annotation of a GenBank genome assembly. Lineage: Eukaryota; Viridiplantae; Streptophyta; Magnoliopsida; Malvales; Dipterocarpaceae.